Molecule: messenger RNA, 678 nt
Organism: Necator americanus (New World hookworm)
Lineage: Eukaryota; Metazoa; Nematoda; Chromadorea; Rhabditida; Ancylostomatidae
Exons: 2
Coding region: 1-678 (225 amino acids)
Source: RefSeq, a predicted model, not a curated record
AUGUUUUCCUGUCUCAACACUGUCAGUGGAGUAGCUGUCGGUGAAGCAACCCUUCCAAUUUGGAGGCAACACUUCAAGACCUUGCUGAACCGGCUAGCACCAUCAGCUCUUGAACUCGAACACGUUCAUAGACCGACGUAUGCAGUUAACGAGGGGCCACCGACCGAGUCGGAGGUCUUGGCCUGUACUCAAAAAAUGAAGAAUGGAAAAUCUGGUGGAGGCGACGGGAUUAGCGCAGAAAUGAUAAAAUAUGUUCCUCCGUCUGGGAUCCGUGAAAUGACAAAGAUCAUCCGUUCAAUAUGGAUAGACAAAAGGAUAUCUGAUUCGUUGAGACACGCUAUCAUAAUUCCCCUCCACAGUUAUCCGUCACGGACCCUUGGAGCUAGGAACGACGAGCAAGCUAGCUUUCGUCCUGGCCGAUCUACGAUUGACCAGGCGUUCAUCGCCGCGUUCGACUCUCCUCACCGAGGUCGUCUUCUCAACGCGCUCCGCGCCGAUGGAGUACCAGGAAAGUUCGUUCGCUUGCUUGGUGACAUGAAUCAGCGAACAAUUGCUGCAGUUCAAACACCAGCCGGAUGUACAACACCGUUUGAGGUGGUAACUGGAGUGAGACAAAGGGCAGGACCCUUCAUGUUCAAUUUCGCCAUCGACGACAUCACAAAGAACAAAGAACAGUAG